CCGCCCCCUCCUCCUCACCCCCAUCCUCCCCCAAUUUCUAUCGACAACCCCGCUGUCCGCCCUCCUUCCGACGAGGUACGGACGAUAUUCAUUUCGGGUUUGCCUGAGGAUGUCAAAGAAAGGGAGCUUCAGAAUUUGCUGAGAUGGCUGCCGGGGUAUGAGGCGUCACAGGUGAACUUCAAAGGAGAGCAUCCAAUGGGAUUUGCACUUUUUGCUACUGCACAGCAUGCUCUUGCCGCCAAAGAUGCGCUUCAGGAUAUGGUGUUUGAUGCGGAGUCAAAGUCGGUUUUGCACACUGAGAUGGCAAAGAAGAAUCUCUUUGUGAAAAGGGGGAUAGUUGCUGAUUCAAAUGCUUAUGACCAGAGUAAACGCAUGCGGACUGGUGGUGAUUAUACACACACUGCUUAUUCGACAUCUCCUUUUCAUCCUCCACCACCAGCUGUUUGGGGACCACACGGGUAUAUGGCCCCGCCUCCUCCCCCUUAUGAUCCAUAUGCAGGUUAUGGAGUUCCUGCUGUGCCAAUGCCUGCUCCAGCUCCUGUACCUGCACCAAGCAGUUAUGUACCUGUCCAGAAUACCAAAGACAACCCUCCUUGCAAUACCCUUUUCAUUGGCAAUCUUGGUGAGAAUAUUAAUGAAGAAGAACUGCGGGGUCUUUUCAGUGCCCAGCCUGGUUUUAAGCAGAUGAAAAUAUUAAGACAGGAAAGACACACUGUUUGCUUCAUUGAAUUUGAAGACGUAAACAGUGCCACUAAUGUGCACCAUAGCUUGCAGGGUGCUGUUAUCCCCAGUUCUGGUUCUGUGGGAAUGCGAAUUCAAUAUUCAAAGAAUCCAUUUGGGAAAAGAAAGGACUCGAGCUACCCUGCUGCUGCCCCCAGUGUGAAUGGAGUUCCGCCUUCAAUGACCUACCAGUAGCUGGAAGGGGAUGUAUCCUGUUUCUUAUGCCCUGACCAAAUACAAGCACUGCAUGAUAGGAUGCAUCAUGCAAGCUGUUGCAUGCAUCCAUUCAUCAUCAAGUCAUCAAACAUUAGCAUCUCCAUAUAUGUGAAUGCAGUCCGUGCCAAACAUUUUGUUGAUCCACUACUUACUAGACAUGCAUUCAAGGCAUGCCACCUCUGGAUGAUUUGUUAUCCUAUUGUGCUCUGUUACAUGGUAUCUAAGAUUGCAUGGUAUUGUAGUCCUGUAAAAUCUGUGUGCUAUUAUCUCACAAUCUUUAUUCUGACAUCGGAAAUCGACUCCUUGAAGGAAAAUGCAUUUCAAGUGAACUGGCUAGUAUCUAUGGUUUAUCAUAGAUCAAAUCAUGAAAACACAUUUUCAUCUCAUUUUGAUGAAGAUACCUCAUGACAUGAUCAUUUCAUUUCAUUAAGUGAGCACCUAGAAGUAUUUAACAUAGUUCAUCCUACUUUUUCAAUGAUAAAACCAUCACCAUCAUUCCUCAUCAGGCAUCAUAUGAAAUUGAAUCUCCACUAGAACCUGUAAGUAAGCCAAUUACAAUACUACCUCACCAUCCAGGAUCAAACCAUAGACUAUUGGAGGGUCUUCGAAGACCUAAGGUUAUUGCAGGUUUUCAACGACAGGAGGAUGGCCGAGUUGCGGAUGUGCAGAACUGCCUAUGUCUGUUUGCUGUAAUGCAACAAGUAGAACUAGCUUGUGGGUCUUGGAGCAAAAGUCGCACAACCGAAGGUUGUGUGAUAAUUGUUUAUUAUUUUUUUGUUUUUGUUUUUUCCAGCCUGCAAUGCUUUAUUGACUGCAAUAUAUGGAAUAUUUCAUCUUGGUCGGUA
This is a messenger RNA of Sesamum indicum (sesame), 1781 nucleotides long. The record is from RefSeq and is a predicted model, not a curated record. NCBI's taxonomy places the organism in Eukaryota, Viridiplantae, Streptophyta, Magnoliopsida, Lamiales, Pedaliaceae.